Branchiostoma belcheri (Belcher's lancelet) is the source of this 1011-nucleotide messenger RNA. RefSeq lists its product as uncharacterized. The record is from RefSeq and is a predicted model, not a curated record. Gene Ontology annotation, molecular function: protein binding. NCBI's taxonomy places the organism in Eukaryota, Metazoa, Chordata, Leptocardii, Amphioxiformes, Branchiostomatidae. The transcript has 10 exons. Gene Ontology annotation, biological process: cell differentiation; multicellular organism development. Bases 1 to 1011 code for a protein of 336 amino acids.
AUGUUUCAGCUAAUAAGGGUCUGUGCCAGGGUAGGCGGAGAACCAUUCUACUUUGUCUAUGUGAACGUCUCCUCACCAAUCGUAAUCGACCUGCUCCUACAUAACUACUGGCGGCAGUACCCGGGCGACGCUGAUUACGUCAGCGUCUGGAGGAUCACGCCGCUAGCGCACUACGACGCAUUCAUGGCGACGACCUUGGGCAUCAAGGACAGCGAGGUCCUGACGCAGUUCCGCGGAGGGGUGCACAGGGGGGAACUUUACAUGCUGGAAAUACACGUCAUGGACUCAGACGUGAGCCUGAGUAAGCUGUCUGAGGAGUGGGUGAAGGAACUGCAGCAGACGGCCGAGGAACGGGAAGAUCCCGCCAAGGACAACUUCAUCCAUCCCUUCAAGGUCGUGGGAAAAACGCGGGGCGUCUUCCUUGUCUCCAGCGCCAGUAACGCUGCGAUGGACCGGCGGCUGUACACCCUGCCGCGCUUCCAGGCGUACAGCGACGCUAUCGAGGUCUGGGCCUUCAACGUCCUGCCGUUCAGCGAGUACGAACAGGAGAUACAUUACCAGCCGGACCACCGCCUGGCCCCCUGCCCGCUGGUGGACUCGUCCCGCCCUCGCACGGCCGGGUCCCGCUCGGCGCGAACCAGCGGCAUCUGCCGCUACGGCGGCGUGAGGAACCCGCUCACAGGGAAGUGCUUCUGUGCAGACACGUGUUCCCAGGAGGUGGACCCGGUGUGCGGGUCGGACGGGGAGGAGUACGAUAACCUGUGCCAGCUGCAGGUCGCGGCCUGCAGGCAGCAGAAAACCAUCGACGCGCUUGGACAACCGCCCUGCGGGGGUAUGAAGUACAGCGGUUUCCUGUACAUGUUGGAGAUCAGCGUCCGGCCGACAGCGGAGCGCUCCACUCUGCAGAUCGGCAGGAACAUCCGGGACUCCUUCCAACAGGCGCUGCAGGAUCCACGGGACCAGCUGCUCUACAUGAUGAAGGUGAAUGGAGAGCCAACGUUCCAAACCUGA